Jatropha curcas is the source of this 822-nucleotide messenger RNA. RefSeq names its product TLDc domain protein. Lineage: Eukaryota; Viridiplantae; Streptophyta; Magnoliopsida; Malpighiales; Euphorbiaceae. The record is from RefSeq and is a predicted model, not a curated record.
UUCUGAGGAGGAAAUUGGUGAAUGAGUUUCGAAUUUAGGAGUGAUGUUUAGAUGAUGGCUUAUUGCAUCUCAAACCCUGCAUUCCAUGGAUGGAAGAGGAGCAGCCCACAAAAUCUGUUUGGUUGGAACGUAGGGAAGAGAAGUGCUGAUGAUAAACCACAGCCUAAGUAUCACGAAAUAGAUCUUCCUUUCCCAGCUUCUCUUGUUGACAAAACUUUCUUAAAAGGUAGAGAGCUCAAGUGCUGCUACAAAGCUACCAUAGAUGGAUUUAGUGCAACAAAUUUCCAUAACUGUUGUGACUUCAAGGGACCAUGUGUAAUUAUAGGCUAUACAAACAAGUCCUUCAAGUUUGGUGCAUUUAACCCAGAAGGCUAUAGAAGCACAGAUGAUUACUAUGACACGUUUGAUGCAUUUCUUUUCUAUUGGACAGACAACGAGACUAUUGACCCUAUUGUAUUACCCAAAGUUGGUGGCAGUGGUGCAGCCCUUUUUGAUUAUGCUAGGGGUGGGCCUCAGUUUGGGGCUGAUGGGCUACUUAUCGGGCCUCCACUAGCGCCCGUUAUGGGCGGGUUUGCUGGGCCAGAUACCAAUUCUGGAAUUGGUGACUUGAGGCAGGCCAAGUCUAGAUUGGGCUUAUCAUAUGCUAAAAGAGUUGAUGGGAAGGAGUCUAUAUUUGGCGAUGAGUCCAAGGCCACUAUUGGUGAAGUCCAAGUCUUUUGCAGUCCUCAAAUUGCAAGUUUAUAUUGAUUUUAAGGUACAUAGGUACCUUUGAGCUUUGUACUAUACCAAUUUUCAAUAAUGAAAUGAUAUUUUCUUUCAAAA